Anolis carolinensis (green anole) is the source of this 2751-nucleotide messenger RNA. It is a transcript of the gene tamm41, whose product is annotated as TAM41 mitochondrial translocator assembly and maintenance homolog. Gene Ontology annotation, biological process: cardiolipin biosynthetic process; CDP-diacylglycerol biosynthetic process. Lineage: Eukaryota; Metazoa; Chordata; Lepidosauria; Squamata; Anolidae. Gene Ontology annotation, molecular function: phosphatidate cytidylyltransferase activity. Gene Ontology annotation, cellular component: mitochondrion. The transcript has 9 exons. Bases 103 to 1302 code for a protein of 399 amino acids. The record is from RefSeq and is a predicted model, not a curated record.
UUUCCCUUCUCCAUAAAUUCAGGCAAAACUCCCAGCUUGUGUGUUGUUCUGUUCGUUUCAUUGACAUGGCACUUUAGCCCCACAGCCAGAGAAGGCGCUGUGAUGUGGCGCGGAAGGCGAAGUGUUUAUAUUUUCGUCGCAAACCGCUUUUCGUACUUCCUCGGCUCCUGGCGGAGAAGGCGAGGUGGCGCCUCACUUCCGCCCGGCCUUUGCCCAGCCUUCCAAGCCAUGCCUUUGCCCAGCUCGGCGGUGGCCUUCCGCAGGAUCCUCGCCCAUUUCCCCCCGGAGCUCAGCCUCGCCUUCGCCUAUGGCUCCGGGGUCUUCCAGCAGGCGGGGGCCUCCUCCGCGGAGACGGGGAACAACAUGCUGGACUUUGUGUUUGCAGUCGAUAAUUCUGUUACAUGGCAUACGACAAACCUGUCCAAAAAUCGGAACCAUUAUUCCUUCCUAAAAUAUUUUGGGCCAAAACUAAUCGCUAACAUCCAGAAUUAUGGAGCAGGGAUUUACUACAAUACACUAGUGCCUUGUAAUGGCAGGGUUAUCAAAUAUGGCGUCAUUCGUACAGAUGCCCUAAUUGAAGAUUUGCUUCACUGGAAGACUCUGUAUGUAGCUGGGCGUCUACAAAAGCCGGUCAAAAUCCUUACACAGAGUGAGAAUCUGAAGUUGCAGCUUGCCCUCACUAGCAACUUGAAGAGUGCCAUCACAGCAGCCUUUCUGAUGCUGCCUGAGAGUUUUUCUGAAGAAGAUCUUUAUAUGCAGAUUGCUGGACUCUCGUAUAGUGGUGACUUCAGAAUGAUCAUUGGAGAAGAUAAGUCAAAGGUGAUGAACAUAGUGAAGCCAAACAUGUUACAUUUUCAGAAACUGUACAGUAACAUUUUGGAAGAUUGCCCACAAGUGGUGUACAAGCAUCAGAUGGGCAAGCUGGAGAUAGAUAAGAGCCCCGAAGGUCAAUUUGCACAGCUAAUGGCUCUCCCAAGGACACUGCAGCAGCAAAUAACAUCUCUCAUGGACCCUCCAGGGAAGAACAGGGAUGUGGAAGAAAUUUUAUUGCAAGUCGCCCAUGACCCUGACUGUGGGUUAGUGGUACAUCAGGGCAUUUCAGGAAUUGUGAGAUCGUCCAGCCUAAUUCAGACUGCUAAAACUGCCCUAACAGCUGGUUUAUGGGCUCCCUGCAUGAAGUGCAUUGAUGGUAGCAGUCCAGGAGAUGCCUUAGAAAUAGGUUUGAUUGGAAUGAAAAAGUCGGUGACCUACAGCAUGAAGAAACUCUACAAAAUGACAAAAGGAUGGCUAAGAAGGAGGUGAUGACUGUGGGUUUGGACCUCUUCAAAGCAAUCAGCUGAUCUUCUUAUGGAUAAAGGCUGUUCCAAUUCUUCAAGAAGUUGCAUCACCUUGCCUUGGAAAAUUUAGAAUAUGCAGAAACUUGUUUGUGCUAUUUAUACACGGACAGGCUUGCAGAGAAGAUAAACAGAAGUCUUCAUUUGCUGCUUCCUCGAAGAAUAUCUGGAAAGGGGUUUCCCCUCAAUGCCUGUUAGAACAGUUUCUUUUCUGCCUUUCCAGAGUCAACUGGUUUUAAGUGUGUGUUGUGUAUGUAAUUAUGGCUUUUAAGUCCUUCAGAAUAUCCUUUAUCACACAUUCUGAAAUUUUUGAAUUCUCUCUGAUACUGUUUUUGUAUUCUUUUGCAAGAGUGACUAUUAUUUCAUCUUUGACUUGGCCAAAAGCUCAUGAUGGUCUACUCGUACAGCUUUAAGAAACACUGGAAUGGUUGGACUGUGUGCUUUUCUUUGUAGCUCUCUGCUGUGCAGAGUGUUGUGUCAAGUGAUGUUGCAAAAAGGUCAGCCAUUUGUUUUUAAGACAUAGUUGACAGCAGCAUAAAUCACAGCCAAAUAUUGGAGAGUGGGUCAUAUUUCAAAAUAAGGGCUGGUUAUAGCUGAGCUUUUGGGUCCAAUAAUGUGUGUGGAUGCAUAAUUUAAAGAUUCUGGGAUAUUGCCACUUCAGAGGGCUUUUAAUGUCAGCCUGUGGUUAAAACCAGGGGACUGUUUUCUUGUUACAGGCUGCUUUCAUUCAUCAGUACCCCAAAUUUACUGCCUCCCAAAGGAAGACAUUUGUUUGUUUGUUUCAAAGCUGAUGUAGCCAACUCUCCAAUGAAAGACGUAUAGCUAUUCUUAAUGCACUUUUUUAUUAAAAGGGGAUUCAAAUAAUGGCAGUAAUCCCAAUAUAUACAUUGUUUCAAUGAGUACAUUUUGAUUUGUUUCUCUUGGCUAUUUCUUGUCUAUUUCAUGCUCUCCUCCCACAAUAAAGUUGUUUUUUCAUAUAAAUGUUUUUAUUUGCAUAGAUGUUCACUACAGUGAGAAGAGCAAUGUCAGCAAGAUGUGUUUUAGGGCUUUUCUGCUGGUGGUCCAACAAACAUUGUAAGUCUGAGGCAGAGAAAUAGGAAAGGGAUCUACUAAAAAGUUACACCACGAUAAAUAGCAUCACGAUUCCUUUUGGCUAGGUUGUAAUCCAACCUCCAUUCCCAAGGUUUAAGAAAAUAUAUGUAGAUUGGAGGUUCAAAUUGGUACAAGUGCCUGAAAAUUGGUAAUAGCGAUUUUUCAAGGAAUUUAAAUUUAAAUGAAUGUGGUAAUAUGAAAAAAUCAAUCACAAAGAGAGCAAUAUUUCAUAAAAACAAUGCUGUGGAAAUUCUCACAUGGAAGUGAUGACUUAAAUUAUUUCAAUAUUUUGUUUUUGUGGUAGAAUAAAUCACUUAUAUUUUUA